Neoarthrinium moseri is the source of this 2493-nucleotide messenger RNA. RefSeq lists its product as uncharacterized. Gene Ontology annotation, molecular function: carbohydrate binding; peptide-N4-(N-acetyl-beta-glucosaminyl)asparagine amidase activity. The transcript has a single exon. The coding region runs from base 1 to 2493 and encodes 830 amino acids. The record is from RefSeq and is a predicted model, not a curated record. Lineage: Eukaryota; Fungi; Ascomycota; Sordariomycetes; Amphisphaeriales; Apiosporaceae. Gene Ontology annotation, biological process: protein deglycosylation; carbohydrate metabolic process; protein quality control for misfolded or incompletely synthesized proteins. Gene Ontology annotation, cellular component: nucleus; cytosol.
AUGCGGCAACUAUCUCCAGCCACCUGGCUCUGUCUCGGCGCGUGCCACGCCCUCAGUAUGCCGACAGUGUCAAGGCAGAAUGAGGGAGCAACAUACCACGAGAAUUCCGGUGUACUUCAGUACGUCAAUCCCCGCGUUGGGACCAGCGGGCCUAGCCCAAAUGACAAUGGAGGCAUGAUCCCAUCUGUGUCAAUCCCUUUCGGCAUGACGAGAUGGACCCCGCAAACACGUGAGAACUUUAUAUCUCAGUGUCCAUAUCACGAUAAUGAUGAACUCAUUCAUGGGUUCCAGGCAACUCACCAACCAGCUAUCUGGAUGGGGGAGCUGGGGCAAGUCGUGCUUACCCCAGGAUGGGGUGCCGAAGUCCAGCCCCUGUUCAAGAAGCGUGGACUAGCGUUUCGCAAGACAGACGAGAUCAGUACACCAUAUGUCUAUGAAGUGUUGUUGAACGCAGAUACUACUGGUGAAAAUGGUUGGAAUCUGACAGAAGAGGCCGCCGGGGAGGGUCCCGUCCCAGGAGGUACAGGUCCCGCCUCUGAUAACGUCGUUGCGGGUGCGAAUGGCAGAUUCAAGAGAUCGGAGCCUAGUAAUACCCCAUAUGAUCGCUUGAUUCGAGCUGCAUUGAGUGCCACUGGGCAUGUUGGCCAUCUUCGGCUUGAUUUCGAAGAUACCAAUGGCGCAGGUAAUACGGCACUGGAGCCAUACAUUUUUCUUCAAGCAUCCCGAAAGAACUGGACAGGCCAAGUACGUAUUGAUGCGUUGAAGUGGGAGAUUUCGGGCUCCAAUCCUCAGCGACAGGAUUAUCGACUCGGUCCAGACAGACCAGACUCAUUCAGAGGUUAUUUCGUUUCUCGCUUUUCGCAGCCAUUUGUAGAACACGGAAUUUCUGAGAGCUCAAGUCUCUCCCAAGGUGCCAUUGAGGCUGCGGGAGAAGCUUUGGGGGCCUAUGUUAAGUUCAGGGCAAAUACGACAAGAGUUGAAGUGCGCACUGGUGUUUCUUUCGUCAGCAUUGAACAGGCGAGGAAGAACAUCGACAUUGAAAUACCAGAUGGUACCGCACUGAAAGAUACCGUACAUGACAGUAAAACUGCCUGGUUGGAGAAACUAGGGAGGGUCGCCAUUGAGGGAGUGAACACCACGGGUGAGGACCACGAUCCACGCAUAAUUUUUUACACCAGCUUAUACCACACCCUUCAAUACCCCAAUGAUUAUUCUGAGCCGACAACGAAUGGCCCGAAAUGUGUCAGGACUUUCUAUAACGGAUAUACGGACAGAAUUCACGCGAGUAACGAAUCAUACUUCCAAUCGUGGUCAAUAUGGGACACCUAUCGUGCCGAGCACUCACUCUUGACAAUAUUUGCCCCCGAGAAAGUCAAUAAUAUGAUGCGGACACUGCUUAAGAUCUUUGACUGGACUGGAAGACUUCCAAUGUGGGCGAACAUGGUCGAGACAAACAUCAUGAUAGGCACAAACGCGGACGCCCUGCUGGCCAACGCGAUAACUAGGGGCUUUCGAAGCUUUGAUUUACAAAAGGCUUGGGAGGCUAUACAUAAAGAUGCAUAUACACCUCCGGACAAUGACACGGGUCUGCUGUAUUAUGACAGGCAGCCUGACACCCCUUAUGAAGCCCGCGCCGGUUUGACUAGCUACCUGAGCCGAGGGUGGGUGGCCAAUGAUGGCUGGUCAGAAUCUGCUUCGCGCACAUUGGACUACGCUUUUGACGAUGCGUCAUGUGCUGUCGUUGCACGCGCUGCCGGCAACACGUCAGCAGCUGCAUCACUCGAUAAAAGAUCGAAGAACUAUGCGAUGAUCUGGAAUAAUGAGACAGAGUUUAUGCAAGCCCGUAAUGCGAAUGGAACGUGGGCUAAUGAUACUUGGGGUUGGACGGAGGGCGACAAAUGGGUUUACACCUUUGAUGUGAUGCACGAUGUUGACGGCCUGGCAUCUCUUUUCCACGAUGGCCGUGACGGACUCCUCAAUAAGUUGAACGAGCACUUUGAUGGCGACCACAACAUGCACAGCAAUGAACCAUCGCACCAUGUGCCAUAUCUGUACUCAAUACUAGGGUAUCCACAUCGGACGGCUGACCAGGUUAGGAGCAUCGCUUGGGAGAAUUACAACACUACAAGUUCGGGGCUCAGUGGCAAUGAGGACUUGGGGCAGAUGAGUGCGUGGUACGUCUUCUCUUCCUUGGGCUUUUACCCAGUCAAUCCCUCGAGCGAUGAAUACGUUGUUGGCUCUCCAUUCUUUGAGAGAGUCACCAUACGCAUUCCCAUCGGAGCAGUGUCCGGGGGAGAGACCAACGCGGAUGGAGCAGAAGAGAGGACUCUGGUCAUCAUUGCUCGAGGGGCACCUACCAAGCCAUACAUCAAGAAUCUCACGGUCAAUGGUCGAUCUAUUGAUCGUCCAAUUCUCAGGCACAGGGACAUUGUAGAAGCAGGCACUAUUGAGUUCGAGAUGAGUACGACUCCAACUUCAUGGGGUAUGAAGUAG